Messenger RNA from Octopus sinensis (East Asian common octopus), 1992 nucleotides. RefSeq names its product myotubularin-related protein 9. Gene Ontology annotation, biological process: negative regulation of autophagy. The coding region runs from base 228 to 1925 and encodes 565 amino acids. The transcript has 15 exons. NCBI's taxonomy places the organism in Eukaryota, Metazoa, Mollusca, Cephalopoda, Octopoda, Octopodidae. The record is from RefSeq and is a predicted model, not a curated record.
UGCGGAGUUGUAGUUUUGUCUGCUGUGGAUAAAUUCCUUCAGCCUAAUUAUUUAUUUGAUCAAAACAUACAGGUUGUUUUUCGGUCGAUCGAAGCUGUAAAACAAGAGAAUCGUUUAUAAAGCCGACUCCUAAAGUGCCCAGCUGGGGCUACCUCUUCUCAUCAGAGCCUUCAGACGGACCACUGAUAUAUUAUAGAUAUCAUAAAGGAAUUCCUCAACAGUGAAAAAUGGAAUUUGUUGAAUUCAUCAACACACCAACUGUUGACAAUGUGGUUCUUCACAAACCAUUUGAGUUGUCUUUAGAAGGUACCCUCUGUGUAACUGGACAUCAUCUUAUUCUUUCUUCAAGACAAGAAUCCAAAAGUGAACUGUGGUUACUUCAUCGCAGUAUUGACAGCGUUGAGAAGAAACUCUCUGGUGCUGGUGGUACUUUAACAAUUCGCUGCAAAGACUUUUCUAUCAUCCAACUGGAAAUUCCUUUGGCUGAAGAAUGCAUCAACAUUGCUAGUUCAGUGGAACAACUGUCAAAUAUAGAUGAUGUUGCCCUUAUGUAUCCUUUCUUCUACCGGCCCUUGUUUGAUGUCCUGGAAGAUGGUUGGCAAGCUUUCCUCCCUCAAGAGGAAUUUAACCGUUUCAAAGAAUGUUCUGAUGAAUGGCGCCUUAGCUACAUAAACAAAGAUUACGAGGUGUGUCCUUCAUACCCUCACCUUGUUAUCGUUCCAAAAUCUAUUGACGACAUCACACUUGUUCGUGUGGCGGGCUUCAGACAACAUGGACGUUUCCCUGUCCUCUGCUAUUAUCACAAGGAUACAAAGGCCGUGAUGAUGCGAAGUAGCCAGCCCCUUACCGGAACAAACGGACGCAGAUGCAAAGACGAUGAAAGACUCGUCAAUGCAGUUCUAGGGAUUGGUCGCCGUGGUUACAUCCUUGAUACCCGAUCUCAGGGUCAUGCUAAAGCAGCUCAAGCAAAAGGUGGUGGAUUUGAACCUGAAGCUCAUUAUAGCCAAUGGAGAAGAAUCAAUCAAGCCAUUGACAGAAAACAUGCCCUCCAUGACUCCAUCAUCAAAUUGAUUGAAGCUUGUAAUGAUACAAGUACCUCCACAGACAAAUGGCUGUCCAAAUUAGAUUCCAGCGGUUGGCUGAGCAACGUUAAAGAUGUCAUCAAUGCUGCUUGUAUGGUGGCCCAGUUUAUCGAUAAAGAAGCUGCCUCUGUUUUGGUGCAUGGCUCAGACGGUUUGGACACCACUCUGCAGGUCACUUCGUUGGCUCAACUACUACUGGACCAUGACUGUCGUACAGUGAGAGGGUUUGAGGCCCUUGUUGAACGAGAAUGGUUGCAAGCUGGUCACCCAUUUCAGGAAAGAUGUGCCAAGUCUGCUUUCGCUAUGACAAAACAACACAAAGAAGCGCCUGUAUUUCUGCUUUUCUUGGAUUGUGUCUGGCAGAUAUGGCAGCAAUUUCCAUGCUCUUUUGAAUUCAAUGAAGAUUUCCUUCUGCUGUUAUUUCAGCAUGCUUAUGCUUCACAGUUCGGGACAUUCUUGUGCAAUAAUGAGUUUGAAAGGAAGAACCAUGAACUUGUAACAAAAACUGUAUCAUUAUGGUCCUAUGUCAACCGACCUGAAGUUAUCCAGACAUACAUGAAUCCUAUGUACGAACCAAACCAAGGUGCACUUUGGCCAUCUGUUGCUCCACAAAGUUUGCAACUAUGGACUGCUCUGUACUGUAGUUCCAUCAUUGACAAUGGACCAAGAAUCGAAGGAUGGGAUGAAAUGGCUCAUAUUCAAGAAUCUGACAAAGAACUACGCUCCAGAGUCAACCGACUGCGAAGACAAGUCGAAUGUUUACUCCGCCAAGACUCAAAACAUAACAAAGGUUCAACUCCUGCAUUUGCUAACGAUGUCAUAACAAACCAAGGGUCACAAUGAAGAGAGAAACAUAAAUUAAGUACCAAAAAAAAAACCCCCAAAAAAAACAAUGAAACAAGAAAAAAAA